Messenger RNA from Solea solea (common sole), 2002 nucleotides. RefSeq names its product myelin and lymphocyte protein-like. Bases 165 to 623 code for a protein of 152 amino acids. Gene Ontology annotation, biological process: myelination. The transcript is spliced from 4 exons. The record is from RefSeq and is a predicted model, not a curated record. Gene Ontology annotation, cellular component: membrane. Gene Ontology annotation, molecular function: structural constituent of myelin sheath. Lineage: Eukaryota; Metazoa; Chordata; Actinopteri; Pleuronectiformes; Soleidae.
AGCUUCUCUCUCAGCGGCUCCGGUGUGAGUGCGGGCCACGCCGGGCGUGUCUCCGCUCCGCCGAUGGGGGAUUCCGGUUUUUCCGGUCGGCUCGUUCUGGUUUAAACUGACUACUGGGCAUCAGUGUGAGCAUCAGCAUCCGCAGCAGCAGCAGCAGCAGCAAGAUGGCCUCCAACACCGCCACCCUGGGGAACCUCCCGAGCGGCUGUGGAAUAUGUACGACCAUUCCCGACAUCCUCUACGUGCCAGAACUGAUCUUCGGCGGUCUGGUGUGGAUCCUGGUGGCGUGCACGCUGGUGGUGCCGCAGAACCCUCAGGGCUGGGUCAUGUUCGUCUCCGUCUUCUGCUUCGUCAUGACCUUCAUCUGGUUGGUGGUGUUCGCCUGCGGGGGGCACCAAAACAAGAGCAGUUGGGCGGCAGCUGACUUCAUCUACCACGGCGUCGCCGCCUUCUUCUACCUCAGUGCUUCAGUGGCUCUGGCUAAAGUGACCCUGGACAUGAAAGACGGGAGCGUCUUUAAGAACUACCAGCUGGACAUCUCUGCUGUGGUCUUCUCAUACAUGGCGACUGUGCUCUACGUCAUCCACACCAUCUUCUCUGCCAUCCGAUGGAAAUCCUUCUAGAGGAUUGUCUUUGUGAGGAAACAUCGGCUGGUGCCGACAUAACAUCAGGCCUGUGGAGCUCUGGUCUCUGGUCUUCUCUCUGCUGGAUGAGUACAGUCUGGACGAGGACAGUUUAGAGGGAGGACAUUCUCAGCGGCUGUGAAGACAUGAACACCAGCUGACCCUCCUGCCCUGAUGGUUCGUGUCACUGAGCUGCUGCAGGUCCUCUGCUGUCUCCUACAGACGCUUACAAACAGUUUCUACUGACAUGGACGAGAAAGAUCGGACAGAAGCUUGUGAAGGUGUGAAUUAUACUGUUGUUUAAAGCAGGGUCUCUCAAACCUGGUCCCGGGGACCCUCUGUCCUAAUCGUCAGCUCAAAAGGGAGCACAGCAGAAGCCUGAUAAUGACCCAAUUAUUUGAAUCAGGUCUGUUGGAGCAGGGAAACCCUGAGAAACCCUGAGGAACUCUGUGGAACCCCGAGGAACCCUGAGGAACUCUGAGGAACCCCGUGGAACCCUGUGGAACCCUGAGGAACCCUGCUUUAAACAACUACAGAUGUAGCUAAAAACCUGUGGAAAUGUUUUGUUUAAUCAAAGUAAGGGUGUAUUUUUCUUUCUUUGCUCACCUAUCAGUUGGUAUCUCCAGUUUUAAGUCUCAUUAUUUUGAUCCCCGUUUUGUAGAUAUUUGAAGCUGAUGGAGAAUUUUUGUCCUAAUCCGGCCCCAACUUUUUCCACAAAAUUUUUAAAAAUGGACCAGGUUGCAAACAAAAUCUGACCAAUUAUCACCCUUUAAUCUUUAGGGAAAUCUGGAUGUGAAGUCAUGAGAGAAACACUCGUGCUUCCCAAAAAGUUCCUAUUUGGGGGACAACCUUUUAAAGAUUUUGUCAAAUAUCGUGACCAAAAUCAUACAAUAAACCGUGACGAGCAGAUUUGAGUUAUUUACAGCCAUUUCUGCUACAACUUAUAUCAUUUUGAAUUGGUAAAUUAAUGAUUUAAUAAAAAAGGCACUUGAUCCUCAAAUCUAACACCGUUCAGACACUAAACUACAACUUUAACUAGAAAUAUAAUCUGAUAUCAACCCAAAAACCAAUAUUUAUUUAAGCCUUACACAGGGUUCCUGUUAUUUUGUUCACCCGCUCAAGUUCUGUAGGAUCUUUGCUCGUUGCCUCCUCGGCUCUGUUUGUCCUUUAGUUUGUUUUUCUUGUUUUAAUCUCAGCCAAUUCAUUUAAAAAAAGAGGCUCCUGAUGUGUCUAAUUUUGUAUUUUUAUAACUUUGUCAAAUAUAUUAUGAAGAAAUUUGAUGCAGACCGUGACAGCUUUGUGUUUUUUAGGCUUAAAGUUUUUAAUCUAUUGAAUUAAUUGGAAAAACAAAAAAGAAUAAAUGUGUUUGUUUUCAAAUG